This is a messenger RNA of Pan troglodytes (chimpanzee), 3476 nucleotides long. RefSeq names its product guanylate binding protein 3 (gene GBP3). Lineage: Eukaryota; Metazoa; Chordata; Mammalia; Primates; Hominidae. Gene Ontology annotation, molecular function: GTP binding; GTPase activity. The record is from RefSeq and is a predicted model, not a curated record. Bases 882 to 2432 code for a protein of 516 amino acids. The transcript has 12 exons.
GUGCUGGGCGUUAAGUGCCAGGGACGAGGUGUUCAUGAGCGUGUAAAACAUGCUCUUUCCUCACCUACUGCACCUCUAAAAGAAUAGGCAGCUCCAUUGUGAAUUGUCUCUUGUUAUAGGAAAUUAUAUCUAAAAAUUAAUGUGAUGCCUCCUCAUUCUACAAUUCUCAAACAGAUCUCCAAUCUUGAGAUAUAUUCCAUUUUUUUCAAUACCUAAUGGACAUGUUUUUAAAACAAUAAAUGGUCUCAAAGAUCUCUUCCAACAAAAAAACUUUGAAACUUGACUUUAAACCCUCCUACUAGCAGAAUCCAGAAAUUGCAUUUAUGGUUACUGAGUCACUUCCUUGAAAGAAGUACUUUCAGUUUCAUUAGGCUCUGAAGCCAUUACAAAGGUUGCUUAACUUCAAUUAUUUGAUCACUGAGGAAAAUCCAGAAAGCUACACAACACUGAAGGGGUGAAAUCAAAGUCCAGCGAUCCAGCGAAAGAAAAGAGAAGUGACAGAAACAACUUUACCUGGACUGAAGAUAAAAGCACAGACAAGAGAACAAUGCCCUGGACAUGGCUCCAGAGAUCCACAUGACAGGCCCAAUGUGCCUCAUUGAGAACACUAACAGGGAACUGGUGGCGAAUCCAGAAGCUCUGAAGAUCCUGUCUGCCAUUACACAGCCUGUGGUGGUGGUGGCAAUUGUGGGCCUCUACCGCACAGGAAAAUCCUACCUGAUGAACAAGCUGGCUGGGAAGAAUAAGGGCUGGAGUACAGUGGCAAGAUCUCAGCUCACCACAGUCUUGACUUCCUGGGCUCAAGCAAUCCUCUCACCUCAGCCUCCUGAGUAGGCUUCUCUCUGGGCUCCACAGUGAAAUCUCACACCAAAGGAAUCUGGAUGUGGUGUGUGCCUCACCCCAAGAAGCCAGAACACACCUUAGUCCUGCUUGACACUGAGGGCCUGGGAGAUGUAAAGAAGGGUGACAACCAGAAUGACUCCUGGAUCUUCGCCCUGGCCGUCCUCCUGAGCAGCACCUUCGUGUACAAUAGCAUGGGAACCAUCAACCAGCAGGCUAUGGACCAACUGUACUAUGUGACAGAGCUGACACAUCGAAUCCGAUCAAAAUCCUCACCUAAUGAGAAUGAGAAUGAGGAUUCAGCUGACUUUGUGAGCUUCUUCCCAGACUUUGUGUGGACACUGAGAGAUUUCUCCCUGGACUUGGAAGCAGAUGGACAACCCCUCACACCAGAUGAGUACCUGGAGUAUUCCCUGAAGCUAACACAAGGUACCAGUGAAAAAGAUAAAAAUUUUAAUCUGCCCCGACUCUGUAUCCAGAAGUUCUUCCCAAAGAAAAAAUGUUUUGUCUUCGAUCUGCCCAUUCACCGCAGGAAGCUUGCCCAGCUUGAGAAACUACAAGAUGAAGAGCUGGACCCUGAAUUUGUGCAACAAGUAGCAGACUUCUGUUCCUACAUCUUUAGCAAUUCCAAAACUAAAACUCUUUCAGGAGGCAUCAAGGUCAAUGGGCCUCGUCUAGAGAGCCUAGUGCUGACCUAUAUCGAUGCUAUCAGUAGAGGGGAUCUGCCCUGCAUGGAGAACGCAGUCCUGGCCUUGGCCCAGAUAGAGAACUCAGCCGCAGUGCAAAAGGCUAUUGCCCACUAUGACCAGCAGAUGGGCCAGAAGGUGCAGCUGCCCGCAGAAACCCUCCAGGAGCUGCUGGACCUGCACAGGGUUAGUGAGAGGGAGGCCACUGAAGUCUUUAUGAAGAACUCUUUCAAGGAUGUGGACCAUCUGUUUCAAAAGAAAUUAGCGGCCCAGCUAGACAAAAAGCGGGAUGACUUUUGUAAACAGAAUCAAGAAGCAUCAUCAGAUCGUUGCUCAGCUUUACUUCAGGUCAUUUUCAGUCCUCUAGAAGAAGAAGUGAAGGCGGGAAUUUAUUCGAAACCAGGGGGCUAUCGUCUCUUUAUUCAGAAGCUACAAGACCUGGAGAAAAAGUACUAUGAGGAACCAAGGAAGGGGAUACAGGCUGAAGAGAUUCUGCAGACAUACUUGAAAUCCAAGGAGUCUGUGACCGAUGCAAUUCUACAGACAGACCAGAUUCUCACAGAAAAGGAAAAGGAGAUUGAAGUGGAACGUGUAAAAGCUGAAUCUGCACAGGCUUCAGCAGAAAUGGUGGAGGAAAUGCAAAUAAAGUAUCAGCAGAUGAUGGAAGAGAAAGAGAAGAGUUAUCAAGAACAUGUGAAACAAUUGACUGAGAAGAUGGAGAGGGAGAGGGCCCAGUUGCUGGAAGAGCAAGAGAAGACCCUCACUAGUAAACUUCAGGAACAGGCCCGAGUACUAAAGGAGAGAUGCCAAGGUGAAAGUACCCAACUUCAAAAUGAGAUACAAAAGCUACAGAAGACCCUGAAAAAAAAAACCAAGAGAUAUAUGUCGCAUAAGCUAAAGAUCUAAACAAGAGAGCUUUUCUGUCACCCUAACCCAAGGCAUAACUGAAACAAUUUUAGAAUUUGGAACAAGUGUCACUAUAUUUGAUAAUAAUUAGAUCUUGCAUCAUAACACUAAAAGUUUACAAGAACAUGCAGUUCAAUGAUCAAAAUCAUGUUUUUUCCUUAAAAAGAUUGUAAAUUGUGCAACAAAGAUGCAUUUACCUCUGUACCAACAGAGGAGGGAUCAUGAGUUGCUGCCACUCAGAAGUUUAUUCUUCCAGAUGACCAGUGGAUACUGAGGAAAGUCUUAGGUAAAAAUCUUGGGACAUAUUUGGGCACUGGUUUGGCCAAGUGUACAAUGGGUCCCAAUAUCAGAAACAACCAUCCUAGCUUCCUAGGGAAGACAGUGUACAGUUCUCCAUUAUAUCAAGGCUACAAGGUCUAUGAGCAAUAAUGUGAUUUCUGGACAUUGCCCAUGGAUAAUUCUCACUGAUGGAUCUCAAGCUAAAGCAAACCAUCUUAUACAGAGACCUAGAAUCUUAUAUUUUCCAUAGGAAGGUAAAGAAAUCAUUAGCAAGAGUAGGAAUUGAAUCAUAAACAAAUUGGCUAAUGAAGAAAUCUUUUCUUUCUUGUUCAAUUCAUCUAGAUUAUAACCUUAAUGUGACACCUUAGACCUUUAGACAGUUGACCCUGAAUUAAAUAGUCACAUGGUAACAAUUAUGCACUGUGUAAUUUUAGUAAUGUAUAACAUGCAAUGAUGUACUUUAACUGAAGAUAGAGACUAUGUUAGAAAAUUGAACUAAUUUAAUUAUUUGAUUGUUUUAACCCUAAAGCAUAAGCUAGUCUUUUCCUGAUUCUUAAAGGUCAUACUUGAAAUCCUGCCAAUUUUCCCCAAAGGGAAUAUGGAAUUUUUUUGACUUUCUUUUGAGCAAUAAAAUAAUUGUCUUGCCAUUACUUAGUAUAUGUAGAUUUCAUCCCAAUUGUCAAACAUCCUAGGUAAGUGGUUGACAUUUCUUACAGCAAUUACAGAUUAUUUUUGAACUAGAAAUAAACUAAACUAGAAAUAAAA